Populus nigra (black poplar) is the source of this 1195-nucleotide messenger RNA. Its product is annotated as large ribosomal subunit protein uL5c. The coding region runs from base 196 to 999 and encodes 267 amino acids. Gene Ontology annotation, molecular function: structural constituent of ribosome; RNA binding. The transcript has 3 exons. Gene Ontology annotation, biological process: translation. Gene Ontology annotation, cellular component: cytosolic large ribosomal subunit; ribosome. Lineage: Eukaryota; Viridiplantae; Streptophyta; Magnoliopsida; Malpighiales; Salicaceae. The record is from RefSeq and is a predicted model, not a curated record.
UUUUUCCCCUUCACAACCCGCCACCAACAGCUCCCUAAAUUUACAACACACCCACACACCGGCACCCUCCUAAGUGGCACUUACGUAAAUAAAUUCAACCUCCGAACCCAUUUCACAAUCCCGCUCUCCAAACCCCAUCAACAGAAAAGCUGUGUCCAACCCCCUCCUUUCAAAAAAAAAAAAAUCACCAGAAAAAUGGCCACUACUUCGCUCUUAUCCUCCUCGGCGGCGUCGUUUUACUGCCGAUUCCCCACUCUCCCACCGCACUUAAACGCAAGAGUAACGUACGGAAGCCGGAAUGGGGUGGUGUCAGUGAGAGCUACUGGAGAUGUUGUUUUGGUGGACAAAUCAGAAGCAGAGAAGAGCAAUCGGCUCAAAACCACAUUCCUUGAAAAAAUCGUCCCUUUGCUGAUAGAAGAGUUCAGCUACACUAACAUUCACCAGGUUCCAAAAAUUCAGAAGGUUGUGGUGAAUUGUGGGAUUGGAGAUGCUGCGCAGAAUGCUAAGGGGUUGGACGCGGCGAUAAAUGAUUUGGCUCUUAUCACAGGCCAAAGACCCGUAAAGACGCGGGCCAGGAAUUCGGUUGCUACCUUCAAGAUUAGGGAAGGCCAACCACUUGGUAUUGCUGUUACACUCAGAGGAAACCUGAUGUACUCGUUCUUAGAUCGACUUGUUAACUUGGGGCUGCCUAGGACAAGGGAUUUCCAAGGUGUGACCGCAAACAGCUUUGAUGGACAUGGCAACUACAGCAUUGGAAUUCGCGACCAGAGUGUGUUCCCAGAGAUUAGGUUUGAUGCGGUUGGUAAAGCCAGGGGAAUGGAUGUGUGCAUUGCAACCACAGCUAACACCGAUCAAGAAGCGCAAAGACUCUUGGCUCUCAUGGGUAUGCCAUUUAGAGAAGAUGGUGGUGGUGGUGGUGGUGCUACCGCUCAGCCUCGCAAGAAGAAAUUGAAGGCACACCACUUUGAUUCAAAAUCGAAGGGAAGGAGUAGGCGAUGAUAAGAGUUAUUAUUAUCUCCAUCCAAGUCUGUAACAUUUCCAUGCAGUAUUUGUUGGAUCCCAAAUUUGAUGUAACGGACGAAAGAUUUAUCAAAUCUGUUUCCCUCAAAUUAUUUUGGGUUGUCAGAGGACGUUUUUGUUCAUUGCAAGUCAAAGGAAGAUCAAUGUAAGAUUCCGCAACGUGUCGUUCUUCAAA